AUGCCUGAGGCAAGCGCACGGGCCGCAUUGCCAUGCCCCGCUGGGCAGUCCAAGGCAGAUGCAUUUCACGACACUCGUCGCUCUGGACCACUCCUCAAUCACGAUACUUGCGCCCUCGCCGAGACAGCCCGAUAUUUCACAACCUCCCCAGCCUUCAUCGAGGCCCAACGAUAUUCCGAGCCCACCCCGUCUGGCCCUCCGCCUUGCCCCGUCGCCAUGGCGGCAUCAGCAUCCACGCCCGCAACACCACUCCUCUACUCCUGCAUCGCACACCACGACACCAUCCUAACCGAGCACACCAUCGCCUCCGCCGCCGGCGUCUCGAACCUCGCCUCCGUCAUCCUGCCCAAAAUCUCGCACGAAACCGCCCAGAAACUCAUCUACACCCACAACCAACACUACAUCUACUACAUCAGCGACGCAGAUGGCACAUCGUCCAGUAAAGCGAGUGAUCUGAGCGGCGCAGGCCUCACAUACCUCGUUGUUGCAAAAGCGGAUCUCGGCCGCAGUAUUCCCUUUGGCUUCCUGCUCGAGGUGAAGAAGCGCUUCUUGAAAGACUACGAUGCAGAGCGCACGAGUUUUGCGUCUCUGCCCGCCUACGGUGCCGCGGCGUUCAAUACGCAGCUCAAACAGCUCAUGGUCGACUACGGCACCACCAAAUCCGGGCAGACGUCUGCGUUCGCGAACGUGCAGGCGGAUAUUGAUAAUGUGCGGGGCAUCAUGACGGAGAAUAUCGAGCGGGUGCUGGAGCGCGGGGAGAGGAUUGAUUUGCUGGUCGACAAGACGGAUCGACUUGGAGGGAGUGCGCGGGAUUUCCGGGUGAGAAGUCGGGGGUUGAGGAGGAAGAUGUGGUGGAAGAAUACGCGGUUGAUGGUGCUUUUGGUUGUCGUCAUUGUGUUCUUGGUCUACCUCGGGAUAGGCAUUGGCUGCGGCUUGCCUGGCUGGGGGAGGUGUAUCGGUGGAGGCAAGUCGUGAUUAUUCACAUGCGUGGCGUUGUGGAAGGCUGGCACUAUUUAUCUAUCCUGUACAGGUACGGACGUUAAUGGCUACGAAUUGAACACGAUAUCAGCGAUCCAACGCAUUCCCUGCAGUUUCUGAGCAACUUCAAGCG
Neohortaea acidophila is the source of this 1111-nucleotide messenger RNA. RefSeq names its product synaptobrevin-domain-containing protein. The record is from RefSeq and is a predicted model, not a curated record. Gene Ontology annotation, cellular component: membrane. Lineage: Eukaryota; Fungi; Ascomycota; Dothideomycetes; Mycosphaerellales; Teratosphaeriaceae. The transcript has a single exon. Gene Ontology annotation, biological process: vesicle-mediated transport. Bases 1 to 975 code for a protein of 324 amino acids.